AUGGACGAUUGGCCGCUGGCCGUCACGAUACUCGCGGACGUGCGUGACUACUUCGAGAAGGGCGUGCAUCCGAUGGUGUGGGCGGCGCUGGGCGUUGCCGCAUGGCACGUCAUUACGCCCGUGUUGAACGUGUUGUGGGUGUUUGGGGCCUCGGUGCGCGAGACUGGGCUCGUACUCUACUUCUUCGGGUUCACCUGCGUCGACAGGUACAUGUCGGCGAUAAGGAGCUCGCGUGUCCCAGGGCUGGAAGCGUCGGAAUACGCGUGGGCUGCGCUAUCUCUACUGGUGGUGGUGCCGAUUGCUGUGCUGCGGGAGCACGAGCAGCUUUUCGGCAUGGUCGGGGAAAUGUGGCAUGCUUGGUGUGUGGCGAUACAUCAAACUGUGUUCUUGUUCCUGCCGGAUGCAGGACAACUGAUGCUGCAGGCCGCGCGGCGUUACGCGUGUGCGCUCGGCGAAGCGGCUGUCGCUAUGGCUGGCCGUGUAAGUGAUGGCGUCUAUGGCGUCUACGUGCAGAUUGCGCUGUGUGUGUCCGUCGUGGCUCACGCACCUCGCAUUGCGUAUGACGUCCUCGAAGGACUGCUGCACGGGUCAACGGGGGUCGCUGUGGUGCUCGGCGUGUGGAACGCCUGGUGCGGAUUCUCGCUGGUGACCACGAGGGUGAGCGGCGUGCUGCUGCUUUGUGGGCUUUACAGCCAUCUCGUACGACGCUGCCACGGGCGCGUGCCGACGAAGGCGCCGAAGAAGGUCGCAAGGUCGGGGUUGGGCGCUCUGCGUGAGCGCAAGGACGCGAGGGAGCGCGCAGAGAAGGCAAGUCUCAACAAGCUGCGUGGCGUACGUCGUCGGUCGGCGGUGGUACCGUCGAAGCCGGUGACGAACGGGCCGGAGGUGGCCGUGGUCGUCGACGAGGCGGACGGGCAAGGUCCGACGUGCCCCGCGACUGCGACGAGUGAGGACAAGGGCGAGGCUGGCCGAGGACGGCAGCCUGAAGUCGGGGAGAGUUGUCACGGGUCACGUCUGAGACCUCAACUGACAGCUUUCCUGACGAUGCUCGAAGGCGCGUUAGAGCAGGAAGAGGCGCGACUUCAAGAGGAGCAAGGGCAGGACGGGCUAGCAUAUUAAGUGUGAGUGGUUAUCCCUCUCUUCAAGGCAAAGAUGACGCGAGAUGGCGGGCUGGGCGCGGAACGUUCGGUCGCCAGCCGCCAAGGACGGGUGUCAUGGACGCCAGGAAGCUCGUGCACGGGAGGUGUGGCGUCCCCAAGUGGUUGCAGUAGGAAAGGAAGCGGGUCGGCGGGGUCGUUGAAAGCAAGAAACCCUUUGCAUUUUUACGAGAU
Messenger RNA from Phytophthora sojae, 1331 nucleotides. RefSeq lists its product as hypothetical. NCBI's taxonomy places the organism in Eukaryota, Oomycota, Peronosporomycetes, Peronosporales, Peronosporaceae. The coding region runs from base 1 to 1119 and encodes 372 amino acids. The record is from RefSeq and is a predicted model, not a curated record. The transcript has a single exon.